AUGCCCCUCAUUCCCAAGUUUACCUUCUACAAAAGAUCCCGUCUUCAACCGCUCUACUCCACAUACAGUUUUCACAUACAAAAACCUCAAAAAAUGUACACCUACACUCCCACCCACCGUUUCCUGGUCCUCUCUGCCACUGAGUCUGGGCCAUACGACCCCAGCAACAAGUUCCUGGUGCUGUCCCCCACCGAGUCUGGCCCUGACCCUCGCGUCUGGGAGGACCAACCCCAGGUUGAGACUAGUUCAACCGAGCAGAGCCCUAAUGUGACUCUCAACCGUGCUCGUACCAACAGCUCUCUUUCAACUUCCUCCUCAUCCUCUCUCAAUGACCUUGUUGCUACCCUCCCCAACGGGUUCCUCUACCUCGGUCAUGGCAAGAAGCACUAG
Penicillium arizonense is the source of this 390-nucleotide messenger RNA. RefSeq lists its product as uncharacterized. NCBI's taxonomy places the organism in Eukaryota, Fungi, Ascomycota, Eurotiomycetes, Eurotiales, Aspergillaceae. The transcript is spliced from 2 exons. The coding region runs from base 1 to 390 and encodes 129 amino acids. The record is from RefSeq and is a predicted model, not a curated record.